AUGAAACUUCGUUCUAGCGAGAGCCGUUCCGCUGCUGUCCGAUGUAGCCGCCCGCCUAUUUCGAAGGAUGGAGCCCAUCACAUUUCUUCUGCGCCGCGCCACGCCCAGCCGAGUGGACAAGCCUCCCGUGACCUGGACGUGGCAGUUCAUCGGCAUCGGGGCCCGGGGCAUGCGGCAUGCGGCAUCGUCGUGGCCUCGACAGGGAAGGCAUGCCCAAAUUCUUCGUCAAGGCUCAAGGGCAUUGCUGCACGAAGCUCAAAACAAGAGGUACUGGAAGUCUGGAAUUUGUGUCAGUGGUGCAGCAGCUUAUGCGAAGAAGCAGGAAAUCUUGCUUUGAUACAACUGCACCAGAGAGAUGGCUAUUCACGCACGCUAUGCUCCGGUUCGCUGCCUCAUCACUACACACUUGCAAGGGCCGAAGCUGCAGUAGUCGAGAUCUACACAUUUCUUGAUCUCAGUCUCGCUAGGAAAGAAUGUUCAGCUCUGCCUCAACAUUUUUGCGCUCUAGGUCUAAUCUCUACACGUGAUGGCACCGACUCAUACUUUUCGGCGACUCGGUCUCCCCACACCGGGCGUCUAUGUUGCGCUCAAUCCCCUCGUGGAGCCGACAUGAAGAUGGUGCGUGUUUGA
Messenger RNA from Pseudocercospora fijiensis CIRAD86, 630 nucleotides. RefSeq lists its product as uncharacterized. NCBI's taxonomy places the organism in Eukaryota, Fungi, Ascomycota, Dothideomycetes, Mycosphaerellales, Mycosphaerellaceae. The coding region runs from base 1 to 630 and encodes 209 amino acids. The transcript has 10 exons. The record is from RefSeq and is a predicted model, not a curated record.